AUGGUAAAUGACACAGCAGUACUGGAAUUCAGGCUACUGGGUUUCAGAGGCAACCCACAGUACCAGAUCCUGCUAUUCAUAGUGUUUUUGGUUAUUUAUAUUCUCACCAUUUUAGGAAACUUCAUUAUUAUUUCAGUGGUGACACUGGAGCCACGACUUCAUUUACCCAUGUACAAAUUUCUCAAGAACCUCUCUUUCCUAGAGGUCUGUUACAUCAGCACAAUUGUACCCAAGAUGCUGGCCAAUCUACUGGCAGAGAGGAAGAGCAUCUCUUUCUCAGGGUGCAUGGCACAGCUUUUCUACUUCAUUACCCUGGGAGCCACUGAGUGCUAUCUCUUGGCAGCAAUGGCAUAUGACCGAUACCUUGCAGUCUGUGAACCCCUGCACUAUAUUGUGGCUAUGACUGCUGAGUCUUAUACUCGUCUGGCUGUGGGCUCCUGGAUCACUGGUAUCUUCACUGGUUUUCUCCCCUGUCUGAUGGUCUCCAGAUUGCAUUUCUGCAGUUGCAACCUCAUUGAUCAUUUCUUCUGUGAUAUCUCUCCACUGUUGAAGCUGUCAUGCUCAGACACCACUGUAACAGAAGCUGUCAUCUUCAUCCUCUCUCUCCUGGUUCUUUCCAGCUGCUUUCUGUUGAUUCUUGUCUCAUACCUACUUAUAAUCCUCAGUAUCCUAAAGAUCCCCUCUACUUCUGGAAAAAGAAUGACUUUCUCCACCUGUAGCUCACACCUCAUGGUUGUCACUAUAUACUAUGGUACAAUGAUUUCCAUGUAUGUCCGUCCCACCUACCGCCUAUCCUCAGAGCUCAGCAAGGCUGUAUCUGUGCUCUACACAGUGGUGACACCCCUUCUGAAUCCAGUCAUCUAUGGCUUGAGAAACAAAGGAUUCAAAGAGGCAUUGCAAAAAAUAGUCAUCAGACACCAUCGUCUUCAUGCUUUGUAA
Messenger RNA from Cygnus olor (mute swan), 939 nucleotides. RefSeq names its product olfactory receptor 11L1. The coding region runs from base 1 to 939 and encodes 312 amino acids. Gene Ontology annotation, molecular function: olfactory receptor activity; G protein-coupled receptor activity. Gene Ontology annotation, cellular component: membrane. The record is from RefSeq and is a predicted model, not a curated record. The transcript has a single exon. Gene Ontology annotation, biological process: G protein-coupled receptor signaling pathway. Lineage: Eukaryota; Metazoa; Chordata; Aves; Anseriformes; Anatidae.